This is a messenger RNA of Cladocopium goreaui, 1252 nucleotides long. NCBI's taxonomy places the organism in Eukaryota, Dinophyceae, Suessiales, Symbiodiniaceae. The record is from the annotation of a GenBank genome assembly.
GUUCAAGCCAUGGCUGGCGGUUGUUUGUAAAAUGCCAUGCGUUCACCGUGGCUACCUCUUGUUAUGGCUGCAUUUGGUUGUGGCCAUUCGGCCACAAACUGACAGCCCAUUGAAGCCCGGAGCUCCGAGCGCUGCAUCCGACGCCGGCGUUGCCGGCGCGCUCUUCUUCUCGGCCGUCGAUGCGCAGUUCAGGGACAUAGUGAAGCAGAAUGCUUUGCACCUUCAGGCCUCAGGCUUGGUGGACGUAUUCCUAGCGCAUCCACGACAGGACGUGGAAGAUUGGCAGAGAGAGUUCUGGUACAAGCAGACGGUGAAGUACAGUGUUUCGUACAAGGAGACGAAGUGGGGCUUCGUCCUGAACGAACUCGUCAAGCAACAGACGUUUCGACUCAAUGGAUACUCCUGGUACUGGAUUUCAGACGAAGAUGUUGAUCUGACUCAUUUGAAUCUCAGAAGAUACUUGGCUUUGGCCAUGGAGUCGGGUGCCAGCAUUGUUCAGCCAGCCGUGGCGUUUGACACCCAGGGCAUCCCGCAGAAUGACGUUGUGAUGGCCUACGACCGCGUGAAGCUGCCCGAUGGAUCCUAUGGCCGCAGCCUCUAUCGCUAUAGCGAGCUGGUGGAGGCUCAGAGUCCGAUGUUCACAGCUGAGUCCCUGCGCACUGCCUGGAAACUGUACCUGCCAGGCCUGGGCAGCGGCGAUGGCAUGGACUUGGUGUGGUGCCGCUUUGUGGCGUCGAAACUCCAGCGUUCGGUGGAACAGGGCUGUGCCAUCAUAGAUGCGGAGCACAUGUACAAGCUUCCGAACAUCCGAAACUACAACCUGGAGAACUCUAUGGCCGUGGAAGAGGUCAUUGUCAGUCAACACCGGGAGUACCUGCAGAGGACUUUGGACAAGUCCGGCAAACUGCGAGAAGGCCUACAGCAGCUGUGCCGAACGGACCACGGUUCCCAGCUGGUGCACUUAAGACUUCGACCGCAGCACUAUGAGGCCAUUCUCUUGCUGAGAGCCUUCGUGAGAUGCAAGCAGUACAGUCUGCAAGCAGUCUGCCACAUUGAUCUCUCAGUGAUUCUGGCUACGCUGCUCUGGCUGCUUCUGGAAGCUCUACUUUUCAUCAGCAUUCCCGUCUUGUUGUGGUAUACCUUCAAGUACCUGUGGUCGCGGGCGCGCAAUGUGAAAGACGCGCCCUUUUCAAGGCGAGUACGAAUUCCUUACCGACAUCAAGUACUUUCAGAUGCAAACUAGAUAAUAAAA